GUGUGGCCCCAGAAGUGCCACCUGUCAGUGCUCAUCAGUGCCACGUGCCAGUGCCCAUCAGUGCCACCCAUCAGUGCCAGUCAGUGCCACCUAUCAAUGCCAAUCAGUGCCACCUAUCAGUGCUGCCAAUCAGUGCCACCUAUCAGUGCCAGUCAGUGUAGCUUAUCAGUGCGCAUCAGUGCCAGUCAGUGCCGCCUAUCAGUGCCAUUACUGCCGCCUAUCAGUGCCAGUCAGUGCUGCCUAUCAGUGCCAGUCAGUGCCGCCUAUCAGUGUCAUGUAUCAGUGUCAUGUAUCAGUGCUGCCUUUCAGUGCUCAUCAGUGAUGCCUGUCAAUGCCCAUCAGUGCAAC
Molecule: messenger RNA, 348 nt
Organism: Staurois parvus
Lineage: Eukaryota; Metazoa; Chordata; Amphibia; Anura; Ranidae
Source: the annotation of a GenBank genome assembly